AUGCUGCACUCGCGUCCUUCGUCUUCGGACGCAUACCAAGCCAACCAUCAGAGAGUUGGCUCCACCCCGAGGAGCAACUACCGCAGCUCGCCCUCGACCACUCCAGUGCAGCCGUAUGCUUUCCAAGCUACUCCUCACCUGAGACAAGAAUCUCGCACCAUCUCAGCCCCUUCGAAUGUGCCCCAGGCCCAACAAAAGGGUCACAAAAGCACCGGCUCCACCUCGACCACCUCUUCGGCUGAUCUCACUACAAAGACUCCGCCGCUGAGCCCUGGAAAGGACGCUUUCAUCAACCUCUCCUCCAACAUUCCCGACCUUUCAUUGACGUCGUUUGAAACAACGCCAAAAUCUUCUCCCAACAGAUAUCGCCGAACACCUCAGCGCGCCGAUUCCAACCACUCGCUACAACAAAAGGGUCCCUCGCCUGCGUCAUCAGCUGACAAUCUCCUGACACCUCCCGCUCCUCAGCUGAUACGCACCUCGAGCGAUGAUCUUACUGUCACAAAGUCCAGCACAUCCGAGUCGGCAAAGAGAUAUCGCCGACGAAGCUUGAACAGCUUGGAGAUGAGCAAACUUGAAGACGGCAACCAACGCCCCUCUUCGCAAGGCAAUGCCACCAUCCGACCUGUUUCGUUCCAUUCGCGGACUAGCAGCGGAGAUAGCACUGGUCGACGAGUACCGCCCUCUUCCACCCCUCCUGCCGAGUCGGGCAGAAUCUCUCCUGCUGCCGCUGGCAGUCCCGUAAAACUCCCCAUUCGUGGCAGUGCUACUAACCCCUCUCCUCUUUCAAAGUCGCCCAUUACUGGCACACCCCAGUCUCCGGAAGAAGAGACACCAAGGCGCGUAGCUGCGGGUCGACCUCAAAGCCCGGCUGCUCAGCAACUUGCUCAUCUCUCGGCCAAUGAUCUGAACAGAGGAAUGAGGUCACGUCUAAGACGAGCCUUCUCGUUUGGCGCUGCCCAAGAGAUGCGAAGAUCAAGUGAGAACUUGCCUCCUCAAGGACCCAUUAACCCCCUCGACGAGAUGGAUCCUGAGCAAGCUGCCAUCGCCAGACAACAAGAAGCUGCCGGAAUCGGCUCAAGCAUUUACACCGGCCAAGGCGGCUUCACUGGCUCUACAGACAACUUGUCCAUUUCCUCAACUGCUUCAUCUGCAUCCAUGAUGCUCCGUAAGAUGGGCAAGGGUAUGAAGAAGGGAGGUCGCUCGAUCAAGGGUCUGUUCAGGCCCAAGUCUGUCAUUGGAGUUCCUGCUGCCGAUGGGCCCAUCCAGCCCAGCAUGGCUCAGGUGUCGAUGGUGACGGUCGAGGCCGAGAGACAGAAAGUCAACGUGAACGCACACCCUGCCGAACAACCCGCUGGAGGGACUGGAUUCCCUAAGCUGGAGAAGAACUCGAUUGAGACUGCACGCAAGUCCAUGGACGGUCGUAAUGACUCCAUGCGCAAGAGCAUUGUAGGAAAUGACGCCGAACGAGCAGAAGUCCUGGCUGCAGUCAAAAAGGGUAUAUUAAAGCGCGCUGGAACUGGUUCACCCAUUGCUUCACCAGAUCUUCGCCCUCGCGAUGGCACUCUUUCUACCGACUCGCACAGUCCGGUAUCCAGUAUUCCCAACACACCCCGAGAUGAGCGUGGUUCGCGAAGCAUGUCCUCCACCACCAGCGACUACUUCAACAACCGCCUCGGUGUUUCGGCAGCUAAGAGCAUGCCUAGCACUCCUCAAGGAGGUUCGCGUAACAUCAGCUUCAGCCCUCGCAUCCAAUUUUAUGAUGCCUGGUCAGCUUCUGACUAUGAUCGCCGUGGAGACAUUGCAACAUGCAAUCGCCUGACCCCAAUGCUCGCCCAGCAGAUCAAGGAGGAGCUCAACACUUUCAAAAUGGAGAUGGAGGUGCACGAGCUAUCCAAGCCUCACACGCAUUUUUUCUAA
Messenger RNA from Aureobasidium pullulans EXF-150, 1920 nucleotides. RefSeq lists its product as uncharacterized. NCBI's taxonomy places the organism in Eukaryota, Fungi, Ascomycota, Dothideomycetes, Dothideales, Saccotheciaceae. The coding region runs from base 1 to 1920 and encodes 639 amino acids. The record is from RefSeq and is a predicted model, not a curated record. Gene Ontology annotation, biological process: actin cytoskeleton organization. The transcript has 3 exons. Gene Ontology annotation, molecular function: actin binding.